This is a messenger RNA of Chenopodium quinoa (quinoa), 2541 nucleotides long. RefSeq lists its product as uncharacterized. NCBI's taxonomy places the organism in Eukaryota, Viridiplantae, Streptophyta, Magnoliopsida, Caryophyllales, Amaranthaceae. The record is from RefSeq and is a predicted model, not a curated record. The transcript is spliced from 2 exons. The coding region runs from base 1 to 2541 and encodes 846 amino acids.
AUGGCUCCAAACUUAUACUCCCACUAUCAAAAUGUGGUUUUGAUAGGAGAUUUUAAUCAAGUAGAGUAUAGUUCAGAUAAGGUGGGUGGUUCUCCAAAUAUAGUUGGUCAAACGGAUUUUCAGGACUGGAAGUUUGAUUCAGGGUUGUUAGAUAUCCCUUUCUCAGGACCCACAUUUACUUGGACCAAUGGACAUCAUAAUGGUAAUCCUACAUUUGAACGUCUUGAUAAGGCCUAUGCUACAAAUGAUUGGCUUAUUAAGUAUCCUGAUACUUCUAUUUUGCAUCAGCCGAUUCUAUUUUCGGAUCAUGCUGCAAUUAUUCUUCGGGAACACCGAGUUUUGGAGGGUCGCAAACCAUAUAGAGUAGACAAUUGGUGUCUUCUCUCAAAGGAAGUAGCUUCUAUUGUUUCUUUCUCUUGGAAGUUGGAUAUUUUGGGCUCCCCUAUGUUUUCUAUUUCUCAGAGAUUGGAGGAUUUACUUAUUGAAGCUAUUCAGUAUUUCUUUUUGCAUGGUCACUUGCUUAAGGAAUGGAAUCGAACUUUCAUUGUCCUCAUUCCGAAGGUAGAUCAUCCUCAACAACCUUCACAAUUUAGACCUAUUGGGUUAUGCAAUGUUCUCUAUAAAUGUAUUACCAAGUGUCUUGCUGCUCGACUUCGGAUGAUUCUUCCUUCUCUCAUUUCAGACUGUCAGACCGCUUUUGUUCCGGGUCGUCUCAUGUCGGAUAAUGGUUUACUUGCCCAUGAAAUUCUCACUUAUAUGAAUCACUUGCGGGGUCGUACUAUGUCAGUUGCUCUCAAGCUUGAUAUGAAUAAAGCUUAUGAUAGAGUUAAUUGGCAAUUUUUACGGCAAGCUCUUCAGAAGUUUGGUUUUCCCCCGUAUUGGAUACAUAUUAUUCAACAAUGUGUUUCGACAGUCUCUUAUCAGUUACUUGUUAAUGGAAAUCCGACUAAGGUUUUUAGACCCUCGUGUGGUCUUCGCCAAGGAGAUCCUCUGUCAUCAUACUUGUUUGUUCUUUGUAUGGAAAUCUUUUCAGCUAUGAUUAAUCAAGCGGAGAGCACCGGUCUUUUUAAAGGAGUUAAAGUAUCUCGUUAUGCUCCUUCAAUAUCACAUCUGUUUUUUGCAGAUGACUCUCUUCUUUUUUUCCAGACCUCUCCUCAGGCCUGUUCCAAUGUUCUUGGAGUUGUUCAUCAGUUCUGUGAUAUAUCAGGUCAGAUGUUAAAUUUACAAAAAUCCUUUGUUCGUUUUAGCCCUAAUGUUCAAGAGGACUAUCGGGAAUCUUUAGCCAAUUCCUUACAGCUAAAGAGUCUUCCUUCACUUGGUACCUAUUUGGGACUUCCGGUGGAUAUGGGUAGAAGUAAACGCACACCUUAUCAACCUCUUGUGGACAAGAUUACUUCUCGGUUGAUGAGUUUUGCUUCCCUGCAUCUCUCACCUGCGGCCAAAUUAGUUGUGAUCAACUCGGUGUUGAUUGCUUCUCUUAACCAUAUCUUAUCUGUUUUUAAGAUUCCUUCUUCAAUCUCUGACAGAAUUAACAAUCUAUUCGUCAGAUUUUGGUGGAAAACAGGGAAUCACUCCAAGGGUUUGGCUUUAACUCCACCUUCUGUCUUGUUUACCCCAAAGGGUUUGGGUGGUCUAGGUAUUCGGCAUUUGGGUUUAUUUAAUUCUGCUUUGCUUGCUCGUCAAUCUUGGCGUAUUAUGCAGAAUUCACAACUUCUGAUUUCUCGGGUUUUUCAGGCCAAGUAUCCUUCCCUUAUGUGUUUCCGGUCACAAGGUCGUCUUUCUAAUCCAUCCUGGGGUUGUCGAAGUGUUCUUCAUGGAAUACAGACCUUAAAGAUUGGGCUUGCUUGGAAAAUUGGCAAUGGUUCUAAGGUUCAUAUUCUUCAGGACUCUUGGGUGCCUGGUUCUCCAGUUUACUUUAAGAAUUCUCUAGCUGGAUCGGUUCAGCCGACUCUGAUGUCUUCUCUUUUGGAUCCUAUUUCAAAUGAUUGGGAUCCUGCUUUAAUUCAUGCUUUGUUUCCGUCAACUAUUGCCUCCAAGAUUCUGAGUCUCGAGCGUCCUCCUCAGCUGAUGGAUGAUUAUGUUUAUUGGAAAUACUCGAGAGACGGCAGAUUUUCUUCUAAAUCGGCUUAUGCAAAGCUGAUCGCUUUGUCGAAUCAGCUUCCUGAAGGUUCUUCUCCAAUUCCUCCUAUUCCUUGGAGUAAAAUUUGGGUUCUUCCUAUUUUACCCAAAUGGAAGCUCUUUAUUUGGAAAAAAUUUCACAAUGCUCUUCCUGUUGCGGAUACUUUGAGAACUAAGGGUCGUCCUGUAGAUCCUGUUUGUUCUUUUUGUUUUCAAGAUUCUGAGACUACCGAGCAUUUAUUGCUUCGAUGUUCGUUUAUCAGGAGAUUAUGGCAUUGUGGUCCUCUAGGUAUUCGGCUUCCAUGUUUUAACAGCUCCUUCCAUCAGUGGUUUAGCUCUUUACUCCUCUGUCAUAUCUAUAAAGAAUUGGGAUGGUUUGGAUUAUAUUUUAUCUUUUGCUUGGGCCAUUUGGAUUCAUCGUAA